Messenger RNA from Dibothriocephalus latus, 429 nucleotides. The record is from the annotation of a GenBank genome assembly. NCBI's taxonomy places the organism in Eukaryota, Metazoa, Platyhelminthes, Cestoda, Diphyllobothriidea, Diphyllobothriidae.
AUGAUGAGUCAGAGAGAAGCGCCCUCCUUCUUCACUUCGGGAGGCCGUAUAGGCAUGCCAUGGCCAGUUCAUGUGCUCUCGUCAGGCAAUGGUCAGACUGCCGGUGAAGGGGAUACCAAUAGGUUCACCGAUAUCGGGCCUUAUAACAGAGGCCGUCCUACAACGGCUGGAGUCGCUGGUCUUGCAACACCACAGACCAAAAUUCUGGGUGCGGUCAUCAUCGAACGGGAUCAGGUGCUCAUGUUACAGGAAAGUGUCAGCAGCGUCUUCCCCGACAUCCAAUUAACGAUGGAGGAGGCAGAGAACAACCAGCUGGCCUUCCUUGAUGUCCUCGUGUAUCGAAAAGAUUGUGGUGGCCUUAAGGCUAAAGUAUCUACGAAAGCGUCAAACACGAUGCAUGUACUGAAUUACAGCGGCAAUCAGCCAUAA